CAAAGUUAAGUUGAUAAGGGUGUAACCCUCAUCCAUUGGAAACUCUUUCCCACAUUUCAAUCUUGUACUAUGAACAACAUCACUACAAGAAGAACAAAUUCCAAGCAUUUUGCAUGACAUUCAAUCUGGUAAGGCCAUGUUGUUGUUUACUGAUUCAAUGUUGAAAUUCAAUCUCUUUCAUGUUUUCACUCAUACUACUACACUUCACUCUACUGUAACUGUUCAUUGCCGCAAUCAUUUUUCUAAUUUAUCUGUUUCUGUUUCCAACACAAAUCAAGAUGACUCUUUUAUGUUAUCAAACAUCAUUAACUCAGCUGGGUUGUCCCCUGAAACAUCCCUUAAACUCUCUAAAAAGUUGAAACUUAGAAAAUAUGAUGAUGACUAUGAUGGCCCAAAUCCUGUAAUUCAACUUCUCAGAAACUAUGGCUUCUCUGCUUCCCAAAUAUCAACCCUUGUUAAGAAAAAACCUUUUGUGCUUUUAUCAAAAGUUGAAAAGACCCUUUUGCCUAAACUCGAGUUUUUGCUAUCCAUUGGGGUUUCAAUCACUGAUCUCCCCAAAAUCCUAAUUGGGAACACUGAUUUAUUAACAACAAGUUUGGACAAAAACAUUAUACCUCUUUAUCAGAUUAUUAGGAGCCUUGUUCGCAAUGAUAAAGAGGUAGUUUCAGUUUUGAAGCGUUGGACAAUGAACUUUUACACUGAUUCCAUGGUUCCAAACAUUGAGGUUUUGAGGAAUCAUGGUGUGCCUCAACGUUCCGUUUCCCUUUUGGUAUCAAAUUUCCCCAAUGUAGCAUUCUGCAAGCAUUCUAGAUUUGUUGAGGCUGUUAAUUUAGUAAAGGAAAUGGGGUUCAAUCCACUGAAGUCGAAUUUUGUUUUGGCAAUUCUAGUAAUUGCAAGGAUGGACAAAGAGACAUGGGAAUUGAAAUUGAAGAUUUUUGAGAGGUGGGGAUGGUCGGAAGAUAUCUGUCUUUUAGCGUUCCAAAAGUAUCCUCGAUAUAUGGCGACCUCGGAAAAAAAGAUUCAAAAAAUAUUGAGUUUCUUGGUGAACGAUAUGGGUUUUACACCAGACGACAUUGCUAGAUGCGCUGCCAUUCUGAACCGUAGCUUGGAGAAAACAAUUGUCCCUAGAUCUACAGUUAUUAAGAUUUUGAAGUCAAGGGGUUUGAUAAAGAGUAGUUUGAGCUUACAUAGCUUUAUUUCGAUUUCUGAGAAAAUAUUUUUGGAUAGAUAUAUUACCCCAUUUCAGAAAGAUUUGCCACUCUUAUUGGAUGCAUAUAAAGGUCAGAAUUCCAAUCGAUCAUAUGGAUUUACUCUUUACUCUGAAGACAUUUAUUAGAUGUAUCCGAUGGCAGAAGUUAUUACUUGUUACACCACUCACGUGCUAUCUUCAAUUCUACACAUUUGUUUGUUUUGUUUCAUUUGGAUUUGAAAUUCCCUAGAUACUCAAUUUUUAUAAGUUACAUUGUCUUCUUACUAUUUGGAUUAGUUAAUUUGAUCAUAUGGACAUGCCCUUUAGUCUUCUUGUUAUGAAGAUACCUAUGUAUUUUACACUAACCCUAUGCCUUAUCUAAGUUGUUAUAAUGGUAUAUAUGGAACUUGAUGAUCUUCUGGAA
Molecule: messenger RNA, 1613 nt
Organism: Trifolium pratense (red clover)
Lineage: Eukaryota; Viridiplantae; Streptophyta; Magnoliopsida; Fabales; Fabaceae
Exons: 2
Coding region: 137-1336 (399 amino acids)
Biological process (GO): chloroplast organization; regulation of DNA-templated transcription
Cellular component (GO): chloroplast
Molecular function (GO): double-stranded DNA binding
Source: RefSeq, a predicted model, not a curated record